CUUGGGUUACUGGUCACUGCCCCUCUUCCUGCUCUUUCUUUCUUUCUCUCAGAAAGAGAGAGAUGGCUCAACUUGAGUCUUCAGGUCUCUCUUUAUUAUUCACUAUCUUUUCUGGCCUAUAAUGAAACAAGAUUUGAAUCUGAUCUUCUUCUUUGAAGAGGAUGGCAAAACAUUAUCUUCACUCAACUGCACUUCAAGAACCUCAAUAUCAACCCAGCCUUACGUUUGUUAAUGAUGCUCUCUACUGCUCUGAGGAGAACUGGGAGGAAGAAAUUAGAGAUGACUAUUUUCCACAAGUAGAAGUAGAAGUAGAAGAAGAAGAAGAAGAAGAAGAAGAAGGAGGUACCUGUUUUUGUAACAAUAACAAUAACAAUAAUAAGAAACAACAGUGUUCUGCAGUGUUAUUAGAACGAGACUUAUAUUGGGAAGAUGAGGAACUUUCCUCUCUGCUUGCCAAACAAGAGCCAAAUCAACUGUACGAUAACCUACAAGCCAAACCAUCUUUAGUUGAAGCUCGACGUCAAGCUGUAGAGUGGAUGCUUAAAGUCAAUGCACACUACUCCUUCACUGCUCUAACCGCAGUUUUGGCUGUCAACUAUCUCGAUAGAUUCCUAUUUAGCUUUCACCUUCAAACAGAGAAGCCAUGGAUGACCCAACUCGCCGCCGUCGCUUGUCUGUCCCUUGCCGCCAAGGUAGAAGAGACCGAGGUGCCUCUUCUAUUGGACCUCCAGGUGGAGGACAGUAAAUAUGUGUUUGAGGCCAAAACUAUUCAGAGAAUGGAGAUUUUGGUGCUCUCUACUCUCCGAUGGAGAAUGAAUCCUGUAACUCCAUUAUCAUUUCUGGAUUACAUGACAAGGAGGCUUGGGUUGAAGGAAUAUUUCUGCCGGGAAUUUCUUAGGAGGUGUGAGCGCAUAGUUCUGUCAAUAAUCUCAGAUUCUUGGUCCAUAUGUUAUCUUCCUUCUGUAAUUGCUACUGCUACAAUGCUGCAUGUAAUUACUGGUGUAGAACCCUGUCUUAAAGCUGAAUACGAGAGCCAGCUUUUAGUUGUACUUGGAAUCGACAAGGACAAGGUAGAUAAUUGCAGUGAGCUAAUAAUGGAAUUGGCAUCCAGAGGCCAUGGCAUCAGCAUCAGCCAAUCAAAUAAACGUAAGUACGACUCCAUUCCAGGCAGCCCAAACGGCGUAAUUGAUGUGUCGUUUAGCUCAGAUAGCUCAAACGAUUCAUGGGCAGUGACACCAUCCGUUUCUUCUUCACCAGAGCCUCUGUCCAAGAAAAGCAGAGCACUGCAGAGCUUAAAGCAUGCAACUGCAGAUUUUCUAAGCAUUUCUCGCUAAUUCCUAAUUGCAUUCCUUUUUCUUUCUCUUUUCAUGGACUAGCUUUGUAUGGUUAAGUAAGUCUUAUCAUCGUUUUCAUUAUGUUCAAAGUUAAACUGCCUACAACCUCUGUUUCUCUUCUCUUUGAGGGAUUUGAAAGCAGAGAUAGUUGGCAUUUUAUCCGGAAAUAAAGGCCAUAAACAAAGCGAUGGAGACAGGAGAGUCCUCUCCCUCCCACUUCACUUCUCUA
Jatropha curcas is the source of this 1563-nucleotide messenger RNA. Its product is annotated as cyclin-D3-3. NCBI's taxonomy places the organism in Eukaryota, Viridiplantae, Streptophyta, Magnoliopsida, Malpighiales, Euphorbiaceae. The record is from RefSeq and is a predicted model, not a curated record.